Ctenopharyngodon idella (grass carp) is the source of this 2069-nucleotide messenger RNA. It is a transcript of the gene itm2cb, whose product is annotated as integral membrane protein 2Cb. The transcript is spliced from 6 exons. Gene Ontology annotation, cellular component: plasma membrane; Golgi apparatus; extracellular exosome. Gene Ontology annotation, molecular function: amyloid-beta binding. Gene Ontology annotation, biological process: negative regulation of amyloid precursor protein biosynthetic process. The record is from RefSeq and is a predicted model, not a curated record. Lineage: Eukaryota; Metazoa; Chordata; Actinopteri; Cypriniformes; Xenocyprididae. Bases 117 to 899 code for a protein of 260 amino acids.
GAAUCCUCUUUAAGUUCGCCCUCUGUCGAGCGUUUCAUUCACAGCUCAGAACUGUCUUUGGUGGUUCAAUCACUACUGGACGUCCUGACCGUAGAAAACUAGGAAGAAACGUCAAAAUGGUGAAGAUAUCUUUUCAACAAGUAACUGUACAGAAGCCGGAAAAGGAGAACGAUGGAGACAAAGAGGAAAUUCACAUGCCAUACUCUCACAAGGAUGAGUUGGUGCUUCCGGUAAGAUCUAAGAAGACUCCCUUUAGAGGCCUUUGGUGCGUCGUGCUCGGCCUUGUGAUCUUCCUGUCAGGCUUGAUCAUGGCAUCUGUAUGCCUGUACCGAUACUACUUCAGCCCUCAGAUCCCAGAGGACAGUUUGUUCCACUGUCGGGUGAUGUACGAAGACCCCCUGUUCGCCCCGUUACUCGGACGGCAGGAGAUAGAGGAAAACGUCGGCAUCUACCUGGAUGAUAACUACGAGCAGAUCAGCGUGCCAGUGCCCGACUUCGGAAGUAGUGACCCAGCUGAUAUCAUUCACGACUUUCACAGGGGACUCACAGCUUACUACGACAUUGCGUUGGAUAAGUGCUACGUCAUUGAGCUCAAUACGACAAUCGUCAUGCCGCCCAGGAACCUGUGGGAGCUGCUUGUCAAUGUCAAGCGGGGGAUGUAUUUGCCCCAGACCUAUAUCAUUCAGGAGGAGAUGGUGGUGACGGGACGCGUUAGGAACAUGCGUCAGCUGGGACCCUUCAUCCACCGGCUCUGUUACGGAAAAGAAACUUACAGGCUGAGACGCCGUAGUAGCCAAAGACACAUCGAUAAGAGAGAGGCCAGGAACUGCCACAGCAUCCGGCACUUCGAGAACACGUUUGUCGUGGAGACGAUGAUUUGCGACCGACUCCUGCUGUAGUUUCCUUCCUUUCUCCUCAAAUCUACUGAGCAAAACCCAAAAGCGACCCUUCCCCAUCUGUCCAGCUUAACAGCACUUUAUCAGCAUGAUAAACCUGUACAUAAUGUUACAUAAUGCCAUCUUUGUGUAUUUGUUGGUUCAUUUUUUUCCAAGGAUAAGCUGUAAUUACUUUUUUUUUCACCCAAGUAUGUGUUGUUUUGUCUUUGUCUAAAUUAUUUUACAAAGUUUUGAUUUGCAUAUUCUGAAGUUUGUAGUUGUAUUUCACUCUCAGGUUAUUUGUUUUUCUUUCUUUUUUUUCCAUUGGGGAAGUGUCCUCGAAAAUAACUGUGAGAUUAGUCUCUGACGUCGUCUAUAUUCUGGCUUGCACUGACGAAUGAUUUGCGCAUUUCUUUUUUUCUCUGUAAUGCCACAGUUUGUGUAGACUGAUGGCAGUUCCUGUGGUUUGUUUCAUCUGUCCAAACAUGUUGAUCAUUUCCUCCUGUGUUAUAGAAGAAAUCCAGUAUUAGAAAAUUGUCUUCAAUGCCAAAAGAUGUAUACCUCAUAUUUUAGAAAUGUAUGACUUCAAGCCUGUUAUUUAAGUCAUAGCGUGGGUUUUUUGAACGUGAUAUAAGCAAUAUUAAGUUUUCUUAUCUUGGAUUUCCUAACUUGACAUCCAUUUCUUUGUAGUAAUGUCGAUUUAACUGAGCAGUUUAUCAUGUUUAAAUACGCUGUGUAUUGUUCUUUAUUAUGUGCAAAUAAAGUUUGUAGAAGAGGUGAAAAACUAUCCACCGGAUGUUGGUUUGAAGCCUUUUAUCAUCUCUAAAUGGUGAGAUGUUAUCUCCAUUCUGAUGAAAAUAGGCUUCAGAUUGUUUUGAAUUUGAUUAAAGGUUAAUCUUCUUAGGCACAGAUGUGAAAAAUGUAUUUCUUGCUGUUCCUUUACCUUUUUUUAAUGUAUGAUUCAUCCAUGAAUAAUGGUGGAUCCUUAGACCUGUCUGAGAUGGAAUCAUUUCAUAUCGCUUGCACUUUUUCUAAUUGUACCAUUUAUAUGUGUUUGUUCCUCUUCCACAUACUGGUGUAGCAAGUUUUGUCUGGAAUAAAUGAGGCGUUUGAUUUGAUGCACUCUAUUCUGCUGCUCUCGCUUUGUAAAUAAUAAUCGCUUGUAAAAUCCAUCAAUAAACUGCUGAAACCCUA